AUGAAAACAGGCGGGUUAGGUCUUGGGCUCGGACUUGGAUUAAAGAAGAAUCAACCACAAGAAGAGCCAGAAAUACAAAUUAAUGAUGGAAUGCUUAUUGAAGAUAUUGAUAAUUCUGUGGCCCGCGAUAUUAUUUCAGUUUUUGAAAAGAAUCAAGCUGCUUCUAAUGCACCUCCAUUGGAAGAUGCUGCUUUUAUAGAAAGUUCUUUGAAAUUAAUACAAGAAGAGACAAAAGCUCAAAUUUUUGGUCCUUUAAUGAGUGUUGCUCAUCAAAUUGAUUCUGGCAUCUCAACAGUUAACGAUUUCAAAACAGAGUUAAGUAAAUCACAAGCAGAUCUAUUAAAUGCUCCUCACGCACGAAAUCCUCCAACCCAGUUCAUUACAAGGUCUGUUGACAGACUACAAAGCAAAUCUAUCGAAAUAAGUCAGAUACUUUCCGCCUAUACAGCCAAAUUCCAAGCAUUUGAAUCAAUUCAACAACAAAAUCCAAUUGGCAAAAUUCUGAAGUCAGAACAUCAUGCACUAAUCAGAGUUGCAUCAAAAGUAGCUCAAGUUCGUUCCCGUUAUGAAGCUUUGAGGAAUGAAAUGCUCCAGAAAUUACCUACAAAUAUUCUUACGAAAUUUGAGGAAUCUAUGGAUAGCUCCGAACAAGCCUCAACAUCAGAUAUCAUAGAAACUAAUUACCAGUCAUAUAUUACAGAAAAGAAGAAUAAAUUUGAUAAAUGGCGAGAAGAGAUCGAUUUAUUUGGAGAAUCAACGGCCCCACCACCUGCACAAACAACAAAAUUUUCACUUGGCGCCAAACCAGCAUUAGGUGGUUCAAAACUUUCAACUUCAAAAUAA
Trichomonas vaginalis G3 is the source of this 843-nucleotide messenger RNA. RefSeq lists its product as uncharacterized. Lineage: Eukaryota; Parabasalia; Trichomonadida; Trichomonadidae. The coding region runs from base 1 to 843 and encodes 280 amino acids. The transcript has a single exon. The record is from RefSeq and is a predicted model, not a curated record.